AGAGCUGCGAGAGGAGGAGCCUGUGGGGUGUGGGACUCCAGACAAAGGAGACAUAUACUCAUUGAUACUGGACCACUGGAGCGAAAGGAGAGGCACAGGAGACGAUCCUCAACUCCUGGAUGACUUUUUUGUGUUUUGGAAAACUUGGUAUUUGGUGUUUGUCAGCUGUAUGGAUUCCUUUGUGAGUUUAGAGAUGUUUGUGUUGCAGCAUUGGUUCCCAUAUGCUGUCUGUAGCGUGUAGAAGUGUGUGGGUUAUUAUGUUUGGGAUGGAAAAGUGGGGCUGGCACGACCAACACCUCUUCUCUUAGCUUUACGCCAUGGGGGGUUGCCAUAGUUACCCCUCAGCUACGAAGGCAGACAGUCAGACUCUUCAGCUUUCUGAUAGCAGCAGUGAAAAACUGGGAAUUAAUAACAAUAACCUGGAGGAGCGUCCGUAUCUGCAGCAGCAGUUCGUGUGCCAGCAGAUCCCACACACAGACAUGUUAUCCCUCACGGCGCUGCCGCCUGGCGUCGACCAGGCAGAGUGGCUUGCCAGCAACACUGUGGCAUUUUUCAAGCAUAUAAACCUUUUCUCCAGUGCACUGUCUGAGUUCUGCACUCCCAGCUCCUGCCCAACUGCCUGUGGACCAGACAACAGGGUUUAUGUUUGGACAGAUGACCACGGCAGAAAGCUGAAGUGCUCUGCUCCACUUUACUUUGACUAUGCCAUGUCAUACAUUCAGGAGCUCCUGACUGAUGAGGAUGUGUUCCCCACAAAAGCAGGUUCAGUGUUUCCAGCAGGCUUCGUCUUUCUGGUCCAGAAGGUGUUUUUGCUGUUUUUCAGAACUCUGGCUCACAUUUACUGGUCUCAUUAUAGAGAGACACUGGCGCUGGGCCUGCACCCACACCUCAACACACUCUUUGCACACCUCACAUUUUUCUGCCGGCAGCAUGCCCUGUUGGAUCCGGAGGACACGGAGCCAAUGCAGGACCUCAUCACAGCUCUGGGACAGCAAAGCUAAACCUAAAGAGCAAACAAACAAACAAACAAACAAACAUUUUCAUCACACACUUACAUACUUGUUAUAUCUUGUUACAAAGAUACAUGUUGUCUCUCACCACUCUGGGCCAAAUUCAAACUUCACAGUAUGGAUUUUUAUUUUUUUUAAAGUCUGGAAGUUUAAAAUAGAUAAUAAAAUACUGUUAAUGAACAGUAUUUGGGAGAAUGAAAGAGUCGGUUCUGCUUAAAAAAAAUUUAAAAAAUCAGCAUGUCAGACCAGAAAGAGUAUCUUGCUGCAGUUGUAUAUAUAUGUUGUAAGCUAUUGUGAUACUGUGUGACUCUGUGAUAUUACAUUUUACUGUAUUUUAACAUAAUGUUGCAUUAUUAUAUUUCGUUACGGUCAAGAUCUUCAGGGCCAUUCAUGUCUUCCUCAUAGGCUUAACUCAGCAAUACAAAACAACAAAUCAUCCAGUCUACAGUCAAUUUAAACGAAAUGUGGAAUCCUUACAUUUUUAACUUUUGCAAAAACACAUCAGGGUGAUGUUUUGACACAAAUGUGAUUACAUUAACGUGGCUGUAUCUAUGUGGAACGACAGCCUAUCUCCACAUCUGCAUUAUGUAAAGUUCUGUGCUCUGUGCUAAACAUUUAUGACAGACCAUUUUCUGUAUGAAUGUAUAUAUAAAACAACAACAUUUAGUUUUUAUCUUGGUCUGGCAGUAACUGCUGGUGCUGUAAAUGCAGUGUGUCUUUGGUUUGAGAGCAGCACCACCCGCUGCCAGCACAGGAAAGCAGCAUCUAUCAAUUGUUUUAACCUUAACUGUCAGCUAUAGCACACUGCAGUCUGUAGGCAUAUUGCUGGUUUUGUUGACUGCAGCCUAUUGGAUUUGAAAUAAAACAAUGACAAUCCGGG
Molecule: messenger RNA, 1890 nt
Organism: Cyclopterus lumpus (lumpfish)
Lineage: Eukaryota; Metazoa; Chordata; Actinopteri; Perciformes; Cyclopteridae
Product: MOB kinase activator 2
Exons: 5
Coding region: 318-1001 (227 amino acids)
Biological process (GO): signal transduction; positive regulation of protein phosphorylation
Cellular component (GO): cytoplasm; nucleus
Molecular function (GO): protein kinase activator activity
Source: RefSeq, a predicted model, not a curated record